UCGAAAGCUGUGCCAAGCUGGGAAAAUUUUCAUAACGAGACGAACGAGAGGCAGUUAGUUGAAAAAUCAUAAUAUUUUUAUGGAAAUUAUCAUCCAAAAAAUAGUGUUGUGACCAUUAAUUAACCAAAAUAAUAGUAACGGAAUGGAUCCGAACAAAGAUUUUACGUUGGGAAAUCUGGAACCGUUGGUGAAUCCUGUUCGACAGUAUCGGAAUCGUAAGCAAAAGAAGCAGCACCAAGAGCAGUGGAAGAGUGACGAGCAGAAGGAACAAAAUAAAGCGAGUACAGGGAGCGCUACAGGCGACAGUAAGCUGGCAGAUGUUUUAAGCAAGAUCACCAGUCUGAAUAAGACCGCCGAGAAGGUCGAUCGAACUAAACUGAUCCGGACGUACAACGUGAAAUUGCGGCUCAAGAAGCCCUGUUUGUACAAGUGCUUUGAUUGUGAUGUUUGUUUCACGAAUGCAGAUUUUUUGGAGUUGCAUGAAAAGUCGCACAGCGGUGCCCCAGGGGCAGCGGAUGGCUCCGGUACGGCUCGAAAUGAGAUCGAUCUGCAGCAGGAGCAGUCGUUCGACGAAUCGGAAAUGAUCGUGAAGCAGAACGCUUGGUUCGUUGGAGAUUUCGACGAAAGCGAAGAUCAAAAUGGCGACAAUGGCGAGGAUGAUGAUGGGACGAUCCAGUUGGACUGUACGGUCGAAGAACGGGAAGACAACUUCGAUAUCACAUUCGAUCGGACCAAGUGUGCAAAAACUUACACCGUGGUUAAAUACAAGGUCAAGAAAGAUCCCGUGGGAAAGUGUGAGAUGUGCGAGCGGUUGUUUUACACCAUGGAGUCCUUGCAGCUGCACCGGAUGGAGCACGAACGGUUCUUGGAUUUUGAUUCUAUUGAGCCACAGAUAAAUAUCGAUUCGCCGAGCAUCGAAGAAAGUACACUGGUAUUAGACGAGAGUUUCUAUCACGGGGAAACGGAGGACAGCGACAUUUUGGAAGCGAGUGACAGUGCGUUGGAUGUCGGUAGGUUGGAACCCGCUCGACUUGAAGGGCUACGGAACGGUGAAUGGAAGCCGGCCCCCCGCAGAGGGUCUCCACCGUAUCGGAUUCCACCGAGGGAGCCAGUUCCUCCAACCAUUGAGGGUCGGUACCAGUGUGAAGUGUGCUCCCGGCGCUUCCGCUUCCGACCGGCUUAUAACGUUCACCUGCGCACCCACGACAACAGCCGACCGUUCCAGUGUGGCGAGUGCAACCGGAGAUUCGUCUCACGGGCGAAACUGUUUUUGCACUCGUACGGGCAUGCCCGGGAUCGGCGAGCAGCGUUGCAGUGUAACGUGUGCGGCACAACGUUCGGACGGCCGCGCCAGCUGUUGGAACACAUGCAACAAGAGCACGACGUGGCGGAAGCUGCUGGGGCGGUAGUAGCUGAGACAACGGGUUCUGUGUAGGCUUACUCCUCUGGUUGCUGCUUUUAUUACACUUCAAUUGCACACGCGCGCGUUCACUACAUUCCUGUCUGGAGCCACCAUGUAGCGGACGAAAGGACUAGGGUACUUCUAAUUUGGAUGCCAUCAAUGUAGCGUCCAAAAGAGUAAUUGAUGAUUCAGGACAUGACUUACGUCGCGUUAAAACUUGUUCGCGAAGGAUGACCUUACGUACCGAGACUUUAUAAAAAAUGUAAUUCACGUAGGGAACUAGCGCCUUUACAAAUGACAAAAUCCUUAAGUUUUAGAAGCAAGUCUUUCUGAGCCUUUGCUCGUGUUUCGAGCUCCUUCUGAAUUUCCAUAAGAUACCAUUUAAUAUCAGAAAGUUCCUUGCGUUCUUUCUCGCAAUAGGAGUAAUUCCAAUUAACCUCCGGUGUCGGAAGGGUAUUCAGUUUUACACAUCCAAUGUGAAACCAUCUGUCACAGUGGUCACAUUGGACCAUGUCUUGGAUAUCAUCAGGGCGCGCACAUAGACGACAAUGCCCAUUAUCAUUGAUGGUAAACAUGGAUUUUGUUGUUUUCUUAGCCAUCUUUUUUUAAAUCUUACAGGUCUUAAGACACUGUUCUAAUUCUUCGAUUUUAAUUAAUUCUUUUAAUUUGCGAGAUAGCGGUCUAUCUUCGUAAUAGUUUGAUAAUUUGAAAUCUAUAAUCGAUUUCGUUAAAGUAUGCUGUUAAAUCUUUGAUGUCUUCUAUAGGGUCAGACAUUUACCCGUAAAGUUGAUGCGGCUUGUAACGUAGGUGUCGUCAACCUUUAUCGACUUUUAACGUAGGUGUCGUCAACCUUUAUCGACUUGUAACGUAGGUGUCGUCAACCUUAUCGACUUGUAACGUAGGUGUCGUCAACCUUAUCGACUUGUAACGUAGGUGUCGUCAACCUUAUCGACUUGUAACGUAGGUGUCGUCAACCUUAUCGACUUGUAACGUAGGUGUCGUCAACCUUAUCGACUUGUAACGUAGAGGUGUCGUCAACCUUAUCGACUUGUAACGUAGGUGUCGUCAUCCUUUAUUUGGCUUACCGCCUUUAUACUUGUCGGCUUAAUGGUGCCGUCAACCUGGUAUAAUCUUUUUGUUUAAUUUGUCGGCUUAAUGGUGCCGUCAACCUUGAUACAAUACUGUGAUAUAUAACUUUUCGGUUUGAUGGAUUAUACCUUUUUAUCUUUGCAGCUUACUCCUCUGGUUGCAGCUUUUAUUACACUUCGCUUGCACACGCGCGCGUUUCACUACAUUCCUCUCUGGAGCCACCAUGUCGCGGACGAAAGGACUAUUGUACUUCUAAUUUGGACACCACCGAUGUAGCGUCCAAAAGAGUAAUGGAUGGUUAAAGACACGACUAACGUCGCGUUAAAACUUAUUCGCAAAGGAUGACCUUACGUACUGGGACUUCAUAAAAAAAUGGAAUUCGCGUAGAGAACUAGCGCCUUUACAAGCGACAAAAUCCUUUCCUCUUAAGUUUUAGAAGCAAGUCUAAAACUUAAUGAGAUUAUCUAAUAAACAAUAAACACUGGGAAGGGCCUGAGUACCGUCUAUGGAGCGGUGUCAAUAUCAUCUUCCGAGAGUGUUUGCAAUUUAUCAGAUUUACUUGGAUAAUGCAGUCGAUCCUGCAUUUGACAUAAGUACUGGAAAGGGCCUGUUUACCGACUUUAGAGCGGUGCCAAUAUCUCCUUUCAAAGUAUUAUGCCAAAGGCUAAGGAAGUGAGACUUAAAGAAAUGAGACACGUUUAGAUCCAACCCACUACAAAGUCUGUUUUAUUCAACGAAAUGAUUUUCCUUAUGUACUAGAUUGAGCCCCUACUGGGCUCCUCUUAACUCUAAGGCUAGAAAGAGAUGUCAUUUCUGACGUCUCAAUUCCUAAAACUCAUUCUUUUCAUUUCUAAAACUAUCUCCCCUGGAAUAGCUACCAGAAUAGAACACGCAUUCCAAUUUUAUUACUUUCUUAAGUCACGGAGUCUAAUCGAACCUGAAAAAUGCAUACGCGGUACUUCAUUUAAAUUCUCAGUUGCACCCAACAGCAGUAAGGCAUAUUUUAGCUGCAUUAGGAACGGCAGCGCUAUCAUUGUUCGAAUAUUUUUGGGAAUUUUAUUAAGUUUCAGACAUGUUGCAACUUAUUUGUUAAACUGUCAACUUCGUCGCAAAGGCUGUUUAUAUCACCCUUUUGCUUCGAUGCCUUGAGUUUUGCUAUUAUACUUUCGGGAGCGAUUUGUUCAGCACAUCUUGCUUUCACGUCAUUCACUAAAUCAUCAAUCGAAUUUAAAUCUUGGGCUAAGCAUAUUCUGGCUUUUCCCGUCAGCCGUGUUUUCAAAAACCUUACGGCUGUUGCGAGAUCCCCUGCCUCUACAUAGUCUUUGAGCAAGUUAGCUGAAUCCACAUACGCGUCUAAAUUUUCAGCUGUUCCGUCGUACAUUUGUACGAUGGAGGUCGCUGUUUUUAUGUCAAACGGCAUUGUCACAACGUUACGGUUUAUGAAUUUACUAAGAAAGUUUUUAAAAAUAAUUACGUAAGUCACUGAUUUAAAAGAUAAUCUUUUCCUAUAGUUUUUUAAUUUUACUAGCAGCAAACACUUAGUCUCGUCAAAUUCGACACGAGCUGCUUUUACUAGAAAGUUAAAAUGAGUAUUUUCAAUGCACGUUUCAAAUUCCACUAAUUCGUCUACAAUUCUAUUAUAUGUUUGUUGAAUGAAGCGAUAUUUUAAAUCUAAGGUAUAUUAAAGAUAUCUUCUAUUUGGUGCCUUUUUCAAAUUUGAUUUUAUAAGGUGGAUUUCACCUAUUUUCCUUUCGAUUGAUUCUUCUAUACCACUCAUUUACUAUCUUCAAAACUAAAUAAGUAUUAAGUAAGAAAAAUCAGCAUUUUUGCCACUUACUCUUCCUGGAGACCGACGUGGUGCAGCACUCGUUCAUGCGCCAUGGGAGAUGAUCAGCUUUUCACCGGAAUUUGUCGUUUUUCUCUGCGAUAUGGUGCCCUUGCCGCUGUUUGCCCCUAUGUAGUUUUUUUAUUGUUUUUUUUUUUGUCACUGUUUACCUUUUCAUAGGGCAAGGUAGUAGCCCUUUUCUGACCGUUAGAAGGAAUAAUCAUUGGUCACACCACGAAUUGUCUUAUCGCACACUUUCCCGGUUCUUUAGGACUUUUCACUGGCACAAUUAAACUUAAACACUGUUAAUAUUUACGACAGACCUUGCUGCCUUCAUUGCCUGGUUCCUUGUAUGUCUUGUGUGAAGUUUAUAUAAUGCUAAUGCUAUUUGCACGCACAUUAGCACUAAAAUUAUAUUCAGUUUUAUGUCAUGCUGGGCAUGAUAAUCUUCAUGUACCUCUAACUGAUGAAGAAGCCACCACACAUUAUAUCCUUGUCAUUUUUGCCCUGACAUAAUGGCCAUUCUUAUUAAUGUUAAAUUGAAAAUCCAUCGUAUUGUUUGUUUCUACUCACUCUAUUCUUUUCCUUUUUAAGGAAAACUUGUCGGUUGAAGACUGCUGAUGAUGUGCUCCUUUCUUGUACCGUCCCAGACUAGGCCCUGUCGAUUAGGCGGAUAGCCGACAGAACUUGUGAGCUGGUACACCGGUCACCCGGCCUGCUCUGAGGCGGGAGCUUACUCGAUGAUUAAGGAUGCGCACCCCGCCUAACGCCGAGGCAGAAACUUACGCGGUUGCUAUAUUUCUUUCUAAUUGAUGAUGACUAUCGUCUGGCUGGCCUGCACUGAGGCCGGAGCCCGUAACAGCUGCUACGUUGCCCACACCGUACAACAGGCCUUCACCUGAGGCUGAAGUCGUUACGGAGGCGGUUCUUGAUGGGUUCCGAGGGUGUUUUGAUCUUCUGGUCCAACUGCUGUUCGGUUGUUCACCUUCUGGCCCAGCGAAGGGGUUUAUAUUUGGUGAUACUCUGUCGAUGCGUCUUUUCUUGGGUUGUCCCAGGCCACAAUGUUACGGUGUAGAUUCUCGUCUCGCUUAGAACCUCUACUGGUAAUGAUGCUAGCAUUCACCUCUUAUGUUCUGGAGUUUGUCUUGCGCGAUCCACUUGACGAUCUACUUCGUUAAAAUAUUCUGCCAUAUAACGAAUAUCGUCUUCCAGUGUAUGCAUUCCUUUUAACGGACGUUUUGCUUGGCACACAGGCCUUCCUUCCUUGGCACACAAGCCUUCCUUUGGCUCACAGGCCCACAAUUGGUAAACUGCCGUCAGUCCUUGGCACAUAGGCCUUCCUUUGGCUCACAGGCCACAAUUGACACACUGCCGUUCACUUGGAUCACAGGCCUUCUGUUGGCUCACAGGCCCACAAUUGGCAAACUGCCGUCAGUCCUUGGCACCCAGGCCUUUCUUUGGCUCACAGGCCCACAAUUGGCACACUGCCGUUCACUUGGCUCACAGGGCUUCCAUUUGCUCAAAGGCCCACAAUUGGCAAACUGCCUUUCACUUGGCUCACAGACCUUCAUUUGGCUCACAGGCCCGCAAUUGGCACGCUGCCUUCAUUCUUUAUACUUUUGGCCCUUUCACUGGCCUACCGUGGUUUCACAGCCGACUUAUUAUUAGGCGUCAGCACACCUUUCUUUUCGCAGUUAGUUCGCAGAGUCGAAAGAGUAACCGCCGGUUCAGGCCGUAAGGAUUGAGUCGAUGCUCGGUUAAAGAUUGUCUUCUAUUUUCAACAUCCAAUGGUUUAUAUAGAAUUUGUACAAUUUGAUUAUCUUAAUGCCUAUGUGUGGAAAAGCGAAACGGCUUGUCAGUCACUCCGUAAAAAAUGUUUAUUACAAAGUCAGUUACAUUAAUAGAGGUAAUAAACUAUAGAGGACGAUUGUCGCUGCGGUUCCCUUUGUUAUCGUUCCCAAACAUGUUGGGUAUCUAUCUGUCAAAAUGUACUGAUUUGUCCUUCGUUGACAUUUAGUGCCCUAUAUGUUCGCCAGCAAAAGAUGUUUCGCCAGUGACGACAACGACAAUCUUCCUCUAUAGUUUAUUACCUCUAUCGUUAAAUUAGACACCUAUCAGAGGAUGGAUAGACAGCAACUAGCGAUGAGCCACAAUUGACCUUUCCCGUCAAAAAUUGUAUCUCGUUUUAAUGUCUCAGUCGAUUCUUUGGCUUAUGUAAGGUCAACUUUCCCAGAAAAAAACAUAUUUUAUGAACCCUCUAACUAUUUUUAAAAUCCAAAACAAAAACCGAAAAAGUGCUGAACACGGUUAGAAAAAAGUACCUAAUAUUAAGUACUUUUCACUCAAAUCGGGGGUUCAGUGUGGGAACCCAAAAUUAGGUAACUUUCAAUUGAAAUUAAGUAAAAUUCACUUAAUAUUAAGUAAAAUGUGCGUAAUUUUGAAUAGAAACUAACCAAAAGUUAGGUAAAUUUCACUAAACUUUUGUAAACAUGAGAUUACUCAACGUUGGGUUCCCACGCUUUAAUGCCCUUGUUGAGUGGUUUUGCUCUUCAUUUUAUGACAACAAAGGGAAGAGGGAAGGAGAUGCAAGAGAAAAAAAGAACCUAAAAUUAGAUACUUUUUUCUAACCGUGCACCGCUGCACGUGUGAACCGGCCUGAAAAAUUCACCCAAUGUUCGUUCAAAAUCGGGCCAAUCUUUAAUAAAACAGCACUUUUUCGAUUUUUGUUUUUAAUUUUAAAAAUACUUAGAGGCGUUAAAAAUGGGUUCUUUGGGAAAACCAAAUAAUCAAUCGAGCAAAUAAAAAAAAUUGACGGGAAAAGUCAAUUGUUGCAUAUGGGUUUAAUUUUAUUCUCUUGCACUUUUCGAGUGCAUUGAUCGAUUGGUGUUAUGAUUUUUCGGUUUCGGUAUCUCAAAUCCCAUGAAAAAUAUCAACCUAACAUUAAGUUGUGCUAGAGGCAUCAGUGGCUAUGUCCAUUGUGAGGCUUGAGAGUUGUUUCGCAUCGUCGUUUAUACUCCUUAGGUCACUAGCCAAAUCUGAAAUAUCUACACUGGACUUUUUGAUCGCUAUAUCGACCAGAGAAGUCAUAUGAUUUUUUACGUCAACCACUUUAUACAUUUCAUAUAGCAGCACCUCGAUUCGCUCAAUCGCAUUGUUAACGAAAUCCACAUUGUUUUGCUGACUGGUACGAUGUUUGGCCUCCGUGUUUAAGUUAAUCAACUCAGCUAGUUUCGACAGUUGUUCGAUCAGCGAUUUAAGCUCUAAAUUUAAAGUGAUGAGCGUUUGACAAGAACUGCAUCAUGGAAGCACAUCACCCAACCAGCGGUUGUUAGAUUUUCAAACAAUUCUGUAUAAGAAUCUACCAAAACCUGUAUAAGAACUGGGCAUAUGCGAAAUUGUUAGAUUCUUAUACAAAAAUUGUAUGAAAAGCAUGCAAAAUUGUUAGGUUCUUAUACAAUAUUUGUAUAAGAAUCUAACAGUUUCGCAUAUGCCCAGCUCUUAUACAAGUUUUGGUAGAUUCUUAUACAGAAUUGUUAGAAAAUCUAACAACCGCCGGUUGGGUGUAUGACUUAAAUUCCGUUUAACAGACACCCCCGCGCAGGUGGGGUGAAAUGAUCGCAAACAUCCAAUGCAUGACCAAAUAAUGGUAUCGACGAACGCAUCCCUAGCGCAAUGAAUAUGACUGAAAAGAUUUUUUUGUCUAAAUUACUAGUUUUUUACUUGAGUGCAUCAGGAACUCUGUCACCCAGUGAUUGAAUUUCCUUGGGAGAACGAAAAAAAAAACUAUUUUGUAAUAAUCAGAUAGUGCUACUUUAGAUAAUUUGUCUUUAGAUAAUUUUUCUUGAUUGUAUUAAACAAGGUGAAUUGAUUCUUAAAUUACCAAUUCCAGAUAGUUCAAAAAUUCGAUUCGCCAUUUGUAAAUAUGGCAAAUUUUGUUAGGCUUAAGGUUCGUUAUCAAAUGCAUAAGGCAUAUGGAGCUACUUCGAAUUGCCGUCACGGUUCUGGUAUUCAAUCUUUUUUUUUUCUCUCCAAAACAAGGAAAAAUCUUUUCUGGUAUUUUCCAUUCUAUUUAUAAAGGCCACCUUACACCUCGGGAAUUUGGUCCGCGGAUUUUUUCCCCAUGCAUUUUUGCAUAAGCGAUGUUUUCGGGAUUUGGGCACGGAAAAUCAAAAUCCCGGCCCCAUUUAAAAUGCACGGGGUUCAAAAUCCGGCGGAAAAUUUUCCCGAGGUGUGAGGCAGCCUUAAAGGGCAAUAAUCUACGAGAACCGUCAGAGAUUUGCGAACAACUUCAAUGAUGUGGUUGGUGUUGAUGAUAAGCAACAUUGCUACUAUAUUUGGUUAAUAUCAUUGUCAUGCUUCAAUACAUUAUGAUACAUUGUUUUACUAUUUAUAUUUAUGGGGGGUGUUAAUAGGUCCUUGGUAGUUACCGGAUCUGUGAUAUGAGAAUACCAUGUUGGAAUUGUGAUAUGAGAGUACGGUUGGUGAGAAAUACCUUGGCAGUCAUCGGAAUUUUGAUACAAGAGCUCCUUGGUCCUCGAAUGGAAUGUAUUUACUUGUCAUAAGACGAGUUUGUACUAUUCCAUUUAAUUCCACUACUUUUUUACACCUUUGAUAGAUAGGUAUUUCGACCUCAACAGUAAUGCCGUCUUUAGUAUCUCGUACUUGACUAGCCUUGUAAAGUUCGUUAAGUAUUAGUCAAGUGCGAGAAACUGAAGACGGCCUUACUGUUGAGGUCGAAAUACGUAUCUAUCGAAGGUACAAUAAAGUAGUAAAAUUAAAUGGAAUAGUGCAAACUCGUCUUAUGACAUGUGUACAGAGUGCAUAUGAGAAGUACUAGCAAACCCAAAGACUUAGCUGUCACGGUCGCCAUUGUUUGUUCUAAUACUUUUAGGUUUUUCAAGCCGAACGGAGUAAUUUCGAUUUUUUGUGUUUCGUGCAAUAUAUUGUACAUGUUUAUUUAAUAUAUUAACUUGCACACCCCACUGUCCUGCAUUUGUUUAGAAAUAGUUUUAUUCAUAAUGUUUAGUUUUUUUUUAACUUGUCAUUGUCACGGUCGCUAUGUGACAUUCUUUUAAAUGAUAUAUGAUGGUGAGAUGCUAAAGAUGCCUUUCAUUUAUACUUCACCAUUCAUUCUGUUUCCACAAGGUAGUGUCAAUGUGUCAUCUGAUCGCAAAAGUGGCGUGAAGUUUAGAAUUCAGAGCUUGGUGGCUUAUAUACGAUCAGGUUGGCCUUAACCUAGUUCUGUGGUGAUCAUGGGAAUACGAACCUAAAUUAUUAUUGGGUCUUUCUUUUCUUUGAUAUAUGGUAUUCGAAAUAUGAUGAGCUCAGGGGCUCUAACCAGUGCGCUGCGUAUAAAAGCAUAACAGUCUCAUAUAGACAGCAAAGAUAUUUGUUGUUAGAUAAAUCAAUUUUAUCAAAAUUUUGAUAUACAUUACCUAGUUGAAGUCUGAACUUUAUUAAAAUCUAAAAAAAAAAACAAUCUAUUUUUCAAUUUCGAUGAAAAUUCACGAAGAAAAAAAUUAGUUUCGUUUAGAUCAAAUCUACCGGUAUCUCAGCUAUUGGAUUCAGUGAUAAAGAAAACACCUUUCAUUAGAUAAAUUGAAAUCAAUAUGAACAACAAUAGUACUCAUCUGCAAUCAGAAUAAAUUUAAAUACAGACACUAAGAACAUAAUUUGCAAACUAAAACAGCUAGAUUCAGCAUUAGCUUAUCACUAAGGAUUCGUAAUAAGGGUUAACUAGGACCUUCGCGACGCAAUCAACAACUAUCCAUCAAAUUAUACGAACAAAUUGGAAUGAUGGAAUGAUAAAAUACCAUGUAUGAAAUUGCAAUCAUUAUUGUGUGUUAGUAAAAAGUAGAGUUUUAAUUUUGGAUCAUGUUCGACAGUUUUACUAAUAUUACAAAAUUAUAUCACACGUACGAUCGGUCAGAAUACUCAAAACUAGUGCACGAAACAACAGACGUAACACCUGGAGAUAUAUAUUCAGUUACCUCUCUUAAUUGUAGAUUCAAAUGCACAAUCGGUAGGUGGUUAAAUAAAUAUUGGCUCAGAAAUAUUUUACUCCCGCAUCGAAUGCCGUGAUGGCUGUGUAAGGCUAAUGGAUGAUAGUGGCUGUUUUUGUGGCAAUAAUUUUUGUUGUUGUAUUCAUUGCCGGCUUUACGUUGUUGUCGUAAUUUCAAAGUGUUAUGUCUUUUACUGUCUGCAAACUGAAUAAGAAAGAUGAAUGUGCGAUAUUUAAUUACAAUUUGACAAAAUUUUCUGUACAUUAUUGAUAAUCGAAACAAAAAUGAGAUAAGUGAUAAAUAAAACAAUGUUUAAUAGCGAUUA
Armigeres subalbatus is the source of this 10643-nucleotide messenger RNA. RefSeq names its product zinc finger protein 182-like. The record is from RefSeq and is a predicted model, not a curated record. Gene Ontology annotation, cellular component: chromosome. The coding region runs from base 143 to 1435 and encodes 430 amino acids. The transcript is spliced from 3 exons. Gene Ontology annotation, biological process: regulation of transcription by RNA polymerase II. Lineage: Eukaryota; Metazoa; Arthropoda; Insecta; Diptera; Culicidae. Gene Ontology annotation, molecular function: chromatin insulator sequence binding.